GGAGAAAUGUCUGUCGUCUGUCUUCAUGAAGCUGUUAUGCCAUGUGCUCCAUGUGCUCCAUGUGCUCAUCAUUAAGCCUAAUUAGCGCAUUGUAUAUUUCUAGGCGGGUCGAAGCCACUGUUUGUUCCUUUUCAGUCUUGGUAAAGGUCUUUAUCCCGUAUUUUGGUUUAACGUGACCGGAAUCUUGCGAUGUAUCAGUGGGAGUUCAGAAUGUUUUAUUUGUCGGGUUCUAUAGUACUAGCGGUAUCUCUUCUGUGCAAUCUUGAACAUGUUGUUGGGAAAUGCAUUCCGUCCAAAUGUGUGGAUCCAAACACCUGCAUCUUAUCAGAGGAUGAACUUGGGUGUAAAUGCGCACCGGGUUAUUUUGGAGACCAGUGUGACCAGAGUGCUAUGAUGAACGUUGUGUGUGGAAAAGAUGCAAUCACCAUCUCUGUGAUUGAAGACUUUUUCAUAUACUACAACGUCGGCCUUGGGUCCGUUCACUUGACCAACCCCGAGUGUCGUGCCAGAAAGGAGGUGAUUGCCGGUGUUGCGUUUUACACUGUGCGAACACCGAAGGACAAGUACGAGUUCUGUGGUGGUAAACCCAUUGAGAAAAACAUUACCCAUGUGAUUUACUCGCUGACAUUGAUGUCUGAGCAGCAAGUGUACGCCAACAUCAUAAGGGACCCAGCCAUACAGAUCGAGUACAAGUGCGUCUACCCGUUCAUCCGCACAGUCAGCAUGCUUUAUCCCAUUGUCCCCAUCACAAGUGAGGCGGUGUUGCGUAUGGACGAGCUGGACGCAACAGUCGAAAUGAGUGUGUAUAGAGACGAGAGGUAUGUGGAAGUCUUCGCAGGCGUGCCCACUGUGCAUUUCAGAGACAGGGUAUUCGUGCAGGUCAGUGUGACUCGGCCAAGGGACUUCUUCAACCUGAGGGUGGACGAGUGCUGGGCCACACAGACUCCCAAUCCCAACGACACAUCAAGCCUCACACACACACUCCUGCUGGACGGGUGUGCUGAAGAUGAAUCGGUCUUGUUUAUAACAAAAUCGAUUACCUAUCGUAACGGUACGAUGGCCCAAGGGGGACAAAACGGCGUGAGCUCCACUGUGCGUUUCUCCUUCGAAAUGUUUCGCUUCAUCACCGAGCCCUAUGAGCUUUACUUGCACUGUAUAGUUCACCUGUGUACCCAAGGACAUGGAGAGUCCUGCAUUCCUGAAUGUAAAUCCAUCAUCAAGAGGGAGGCUUCCACAAAGGAGCCCGUUGAAGGUAUUUUGUCUUAUGGCCCCAUCAGACUUGAAGUGCCUGAGCGGCAGAGCACGAACAUGCUUUUCACCUUGAUUCUGCCCAUGGCUGCAGUCUGGGUCCUGGCACUCUUUCUACUCAUCCUUAUCUCCAUUGCCAGGGCAGGAAACAAGCGCAUGGUUUCAGAAUCUCCAUCAUAAUGCGCCUGCACCAACCUUUUAUUUUAUUUAUUUUUAUGUUCAGUAUGUGCUUAUACUGCCUUGGUGGUGACUUGAGUGAACUAAAGAUG
This is a messenger RNA of Hemibagrus wyckioides, 1517 nucleotides long. It is a transcript of the gene zpd, whose product is annotated as zona pellucida glycoprotein d. The record is from RefSeq and is a predicted model, not a curated record. NCBI's taxonomy places the organism in Eukaryota, Metazoa, Chordata, Actinopteri, Siluriformes, Bagridae. The coding region runs from base 190 to 1428 and encodes 412 amino acids. The transcript has 9 exons. Gene Ontology annotation, biological process: neutrophil migration. Gene Ontology annotation, cellular component: apical plasma membrane; cell surface.